Poecile atricapillus (Black-capped chickadee) is the source of this 4154-nucleotide messenger RNA. It is a transcript of the gene PTH1R, whose product is annotated as parathyroid hormone 1 receptor. The transcript is spliced from 13 exons. The record is from RefSeq and is a predicted model, not a curated record. NCBI's taxonomy places the organism in Eukaryota, Metazoa, Chordata, Aves, Passeriformes, Paridae. Bases 444 to 2060 code for a protein of 538 amino acids. Gene Ontology annotation, molecular function: parathyroid hormone receptor activity; peptide hormone binding; G protein-coupled peptide receptor activity. Gene Ontology annotation, cellular component: plasma membrane. Gene Ontology annotation, biological process: intracellular calcium ion homeostasis; adenylate cyclase-activating G protein-coupled receptor signaling pathway; cell surface receptor signaling pathway.
CCUUCCCUGCCUCCUUCCCUCCCUCUCCCGCUGCCUCUCCGUGUUUGCGUUUGACAAAGAAAUGAUUUGAACUUCCCGGAGCCGCAGAAAAUCGGGAUCCCGAGGCGCAGCCGGGCCCAUAUGGAUGCGAUUUUCCCGGCUCUCUCCCAGAUGAUCCAGCGGCACCGGGAGCCGCGGAGCUGAGCGGCUCCGCUGCCUCUGCCCAUGGGCUCCGCCGCGGAAUUUUGGGAGCUGCCCGCCACUCCAGCCAUGAGAAAACGAGGAAAAGCCCCGGGAUCUCUCGUCAUGUGCCUCUCCGGCUGAAAACCGGGGCAGCGCAAGCAACAAACCCCGCGGAUCCCGCAGGGACGGGAGGGAGGAGGAGAAGGAGAAACCCGCGCCGCUGGAAUUCCGAGCUCCCGCUUCCCUGCGCGAGGCUGGAUGCUGGAAUCAGCCCCUUGGAUAUGGGAUCAUAUCUGGUGUAUCCCAGCCUGGGUUUGAUCCUCUGCUGCUCCGUGCUCAGCUCCGUCUACGCGCUGGUGGAUGCCGACGAUGUCAUCACCAAGGAGGAGCAGAUCUUCCUCCUGCUGAAGGCCAAGGCCAAGUGCGAGCGCCACCUGAAAGCCAAGGUGCCCAAGGUGCACGAUGGCUUCUGCCUGCCCGAGUGGGACGGCAUCGUGUGCUGGCCCGAGGGCGUGCCCGGCAAGGUGGUGGCCAUGCCAUGCCCCGAGUACAUCUACGACUUCAACCACAAAGGCCACGCUUAUCGCCGGUGUGACCUGAACGGGAGCUGGGAGCUGGUCCCGGGCAACAACCGCACCUGGGCCAACUACAGCGAGUGUGCCAAGUUCCUCACCAACGAGACGAGGGAAAGGGAGGUCUUUGAUCGCCUCUAUUUGAUUUAUACUGUUGGAUACUCCAUCUCCCUGGGAUCCCUCACAGUUGCUGUCCUUAUCCUGGGAUACUUCAGACGUUUGCACUGCACUAGGAACUACAUCCACAUGCACCUGUUUGUGUCCUUCAUGCUGAGAGCCGUCAGCAUCUUCGUGAAGGAUGCGGUCCUGUACUCCGGGUCAGCCCUGGAGGAGAUGGAGCGGAUCUCCGAGGAAGAUUUGAAAUCCAUCACGGAAGCACCUCCAGCGGAUAAAUCGCAGUUUGUGGGCUGUAAAGUAGCUGUCACCUUCUUCCUCUACUUCCUGGCAACCAAUUACUACUGGAUCCUGGUGGAAGGGCUCUAUCUCCACAGCCUCAUCUUCAUGGCAUUUUUCUCAGAGAAGAAAUAUCUUUGGGGAUUCACGUUAUUUGGCUGGGGACUCCCUGCUGUGUUUGUCACAGUGUGGGCCAGCGUCAGAGCCACUCUGGCCGACACAGAGUGUUGGGACUUGAGUGCUGGCAAUUUAAAGUGGAUUAUUCAGGUGCCCAUCCUGGCAGCUAUCGUGGUAAAUUUUAUUCUCUUUAUCAAUAUUAUCAGAGUCCUCGCAACCAAGCUCCGAGAGACGAAUGCAGGGAGGUGCGACUCGAGACAACAGUACAGGAAGCUGCUGAAAUCUACCCUCGUCCUUAUGCCUCUGUUCGGCGUUCACUAUAUUGUUUUCAUGGCUAUGCCAUACACAGACGUGUCAGGGAUUCUUUGGCAAGUUCAAAUGCACUAUGAAAUGCUGUUCAACUCUUUCCAGGGAUUUUUUGUUGCCAUCAUAUACUGUUUUUGCAACGGGGAGGUCCAAGCAGAAAUUAAGAAGUCAUGGAGCAGGUGGACUUUAGCACUUGACUUUAAAAGGAAAGCCCGGAGUGGGAGCACAACCUACAGUUAUGGACCAAUGGUUUCCCACACCAGCAUCACAAACGUAGCCACCAGAGGGGCCCUCGCCCUCCACCUCAACACCAGACUUAUUCCAGGGACCCUCAACGGCCACCGGAAUUUGCCAGGUUAUGUGAAAAACGGCUCCAUUUCCGAGAAUUCCAUGCCUUCCUCCGGCCCGGAGCAGUACAACAAAGACGAGGAAUACCUGAACGGCUCCGGGCUUUACGACGGAGACAGACCCACGGUCCUUGUGGAAGAGGAGAGAGAGACAGUGAUGUAAAGGCGGGAGGAGGGGGAAAAAAAAAAAUUCAGCCAAAGGAUGAAAAAGGUUCCUGGAGUGGAGCAUUUAGUGGGAAAAGACCAUCAGGCCACGCAGCGGAUUCCAAGGGUUUCCAUGCAGUUUCUCCGUUCUGUGGAAUGAGAGAUUAAGUUAUUUGGGGGGGGGAAAAAAAAAAAAGCGAGCCACCGACGUGGCCAGCGGGUGAUCCCAUCCAUGAAUUCCGUGACCCAGAGCUCUCCAGACCUGCUGGACACCAGAGAUCCUGGGAGGGAUCUGCGUGGUCCUCGGAUUCCUCGGGGAGCGUGGGCGGCCAAGGAGGACGGGAGUGUCCCCCGGGAAAGCGGGAGGCGCGCAGGGAGGGAGCGGUGCCAUCGUCCUGGGAGGGGACAAGGCAGGCUGGGCGCUGGCUUUGGUUUGUUCUCUGCCUGUGAACCUGCCUGGUGACACACACGGGGACGGGAACGGUCACGUGGGGUACGACCGGUCCCGUUCUUCUUCCCUUGGGAAUUCUCACUCCUUGGCAAAAUGCUCCUCUGGGGGUGGGGAGGGUUAACAGCUCAUGGAUGCAGGUGGGGGUGGUCCUCUCUUUUCCCUGAGUUCUGGGAGCAAGGCAGGAACCGGGACAAUCUGGGUGUGGUUAUGGGAAUGUGCGGAAUUCCUGCUCUUCCAGAGGGGGUGGUGGAGAGGGAACCACUGCAGGCGUGGAAUUUGCACAUCCCAGAGGGGUCUUUGUGGCUAAAAUCGGUUUCCGGGGUGGAUAAGUCAGCCCUCCCUUUUUGAGGGUGCUCCUGGAAAGCGGCUUCAGUCCUUCCUUAAAGCUCGGAAUUGUUCCUCACUCUGCCCUCGGAAUGUCCUGUUCCACAGGGUCAUGGAAUCCUGGAAUGGUUUGGGCUGGAAGGGACCUUAAAAGGUCAUCUCCCACUCCCAGGGACACCUCCCACUGUCCCCGGCUGCUCCAAGCCCUGUCCAACCUGGCCUUGGACACUUCCAGGGAUGGAGGAUCCACAGUUUCUCUGGACAAUUAAUCCAAACCCUAAGGAGGAGAAAGACUCCACCAUCAGCAACCAGCUGCUCUUCUGAGGGCUAAUUAAGGGUUAAUUUCCCCAAGCUCUGAAGGGAGCCAGGAAGAGAAGGUGGGAUCCUGACUUUGUGUCCCAAAUCUUUAUCAGCCUCUCAGACUAGGGCCUGACCAGAUCCCAGUGGAAUCCAGGGAGAAAUCUCCUCCCUCUGACAUGUCUGGGGUUUGGAUUCAGAUUCAGUGGGGGAUGUGGUGGCUGUGAGGUUCUGACAGGAGCUGGAGCUCCUCUCCAUCUAUCGCAGGGCACAGAAUCCCAGAAUCCCUGAGGUUGGAAAAGCCCUCCAAGAUCAUCGAGUCCAAUCCCCAGCAGAGCCCCCAGUGCCACAUCCAGGAAUUCCUUGGGCACCUCCAGGGAUGGGCACUCCAAACCUCCCUGGGCAGCUCCUUCCAAUGUCUGAGCUCCCUUUCCAUGGGGGAAUUCCUGCUGCUGUCCACCCUGAACCUCCCCUGGCCCAGCCCGAGGCCGUUCCCUCUUGUCCCGGAUAGAAAUCUUUGACAGCCAAUAUUUAUUUGUGAUAUUCUUUUCUUGUUUUAAGUCAAACCUCAUCAUAACCAUUUCCCACCAAGUGAGAGGCAGCAAAAUAUCAACUUUUCAGAAUUUAAUCCGUUUUCCUGCUCUCUUCUUCUACCCUUCCUGAUUUUCUGGCUCAGAGACGUUUCUUAAUUAUCAUUUCACUGCUGGAACAAAGUGAAAAAAUACCAAAAACCCCAACUGGUGACUCACUCUUUGCUUGUGUUUAUUACUCAAGAUUGAGAACAUUUGACAAUCCCUCAGAAAUUCAAGGAAUCAGCAAAAGCCAUAAAUUUAUUUAUAAACAAACAUAACCCCCCCUCCUAAAAUGCAGCUCUCACUGAGAUGAAUUCAACACUGGGUUAUUUAGGAUUAAAAUCAAUCAAACCUGUUGUUAAAAGUAGAUAAAAAUUACAGGCACGAGGGUUGUGCAGGGAAAAGAAAUAUAUAUAUUUUUUUAAAUCAUUUUGAAUUGCAAAUCACAAAUAAAUUUUUCUUCUCUGGA